Molecule: messenger RNA, 911 nt
Organism: Notothenia coriiceps (black rockcod)
Lineage: Eukaryota; Metazoa; Chordata; Actinopteri; Perciformes; Nototheniidae
Product: insulin-like growth factor-binding protein 3
Exons: 3
Biological process (GO): regulation of insulin-like growth factor receptor signaling pathway
Cellular component (GO): extracellular region
Molecular function (GO): insulin-like growth factor I binding; fibronectin binding; insulin-like growth factor II binding
Source: RefSeq, a predicted model, not a curated record
AUUCAUACGGAGGAGGGUGUGACUUGUUGGCUCUUUUUUCCGACUGUAUAAAACGAGAAGUUCGCGUAAAAGAAAAUACAGAUGGAUAAGGCUAGCCGGCUCGCUGUGUCACAGAGAGUACCCUUAAGCCAACGUGACAACUCACAUACUGUCCCUUUGUGACCAGCUUCAUAGGCAGAAUGCCCGGUAUCUGCGUGCUUUGUCUGGCCGCGGCUCUGGCUGCGUUCACCCGGCUGGCCGGAACGGUGGGGCCGGUGGUCCGCUGUGAGCCGUGCGAAGCCAGGGCGCUCCUGCAGUGCACGCCGCUGCCCAAGGACUGCACGGAGCGGCUCAGGGAGCCCGGCUGUGGCUGCUGCAUGACGUGCGCUCUCGGUGAAGGACAGGCGUGUGGAGUGUACACGGCGCGCUGUGGCUCCGGCUUGACCUGCCAACCCCAGCCGGGGGAGAGCCGACCCCUGCAGGCUCUGCUGCAGGGACGGGGAGUGUGCUCCAGCGCCGUGUCCAAAAAACUCAACAACAUUCUUAUAACGGCGCAAAAACAAGAUAACGCUGGAAAUCAGGUAGUAGGCUGUUCCAACAAGACCACAACGGUGACGAUGGUGCCUGGCGUGGUGACCGUGAAUGGUGGGCACAGUCGGGGGUCGAUUGACAGCAGGCUUCCGAUGCAGAACAAGCUGAUCCAGAAAGAUCAGAACAAGAAGACUCAAAGCUUCAAGUUGGAAUCGGUUUCAAGGGGAGCCAACAUGGACAUGCACAACUUCUCCCUGGAGAACAAGAGGGAGACCGAGUAUGGGCCGUGUCGGCGGGAGAUGGAGAGCAUCCUGAGCGGUCUCAAAAUCAGCAACGUGCUCAACCCGAAAGGUUUCCGCAUACCCAACUGUGACAGAAAGGGCUUCUACAAGAAAAAACAG